GGGCACUUGGAAGCGACACAUAGAUCAGACCAUUAAAAUACCAAAUAGGGACUCAGGAGUGUUGGAAGCCGAAUGUAGCGUAAACCCACCCGACCCAAGGGGGGAAAUAGUUACAGAGGGGACAGGGAAGGAUACAGACGGGCCAGACAGGGAACCCGAGACAAUCUCAACCGGACGUGCUCGCCCGACUAGAAUGAAAAGAUCGCCCGACCGCUAUACAACAGUAGAUUUUAGGAAAUAAAAUCGACGCUACACGUUUAUAUGCAUGUAUACUUUUUUUUUCUAUAACAUAGACAAAUUAGCAUGUAAAAUAUGGUAUACACGACAAAGACUAUAUAUAGAUGUUAUACAUAAAAAAAAAAAAAAUGUAAAAUUAGAUGUAAGUUUUAGUCAGUAAGUAGAAUAAGCACGGUCAUAUAAAAUCAAAAGCUAAUCAAAUUAUUUAAUGUUAGGGGAGAGGUGUUGUAUAUCGUACUUCGAUACAGUCAUUAUAAUAAUUUGAUAAUAAUAUACGCGGUGGGGACUGUCCACCGCGUACGACGCCGAUCGGCAUACACAAGCUAGUCGACGUUACGAGUUUACAAUAAACGAAUAUAUGUCUAGAACACCAUACAAAUUUGUGUUGUUUAUUCCAUAGUGUUGUAUAUGUAGAAUACAACAAUAUUUAUUACACAGAUGAAGAAUAUAAGUUCAAAACCGUAUAGGAAAACGUUUAAUCUAAUUUAUCCUUUUAUAGAUCAACUAAUUGCUAUACAUCAACAAUAUAUUCAAAAUGAUCAUCAAAUUCUAAAUGAUCUCUUGAACGAUGGGCUAAGAUUAGCGUUUUUUAAAAAUAACUUCAGCAAUAAAUUCGUUCAGCUUUCGGUAGGAGAGUUAAGACCAAUACUGGAUACAUUGUUUCUUCAUAUUGAUGCUAAUAAUACACUGGCUCCGUUUGUUUAUAAUUAUCGUGACGACAAUCCUUUAGAUGCGUCAACGUAUUGUGAGGCAUUCAGCGCCCUUCCAAGGUAUUAAUUUUUGGUAGUUUUUUUUUUUUUGUUGUAGUGACUUAUGGCUAAAGUUAAAGAAAUUAAUGUAGACAUAUAGUAACUAGUACUAUAGUUAAUUAAAAAUAGUUAAAUAUUAUAUUUUAUUUGGUAUUGCCUAUAUGCUGUCACAGAGGUGAUAAAUUUGUUAUUGUUAAUUUUUAUAAUAUAAGGUAUAACGUAAUACAUAAUAUACUUUUAUAAAAUAUUAUUAAGUAUGAUAUUCCGUUAUGAUUCAUAAUUAAAUAUAGUUCAAUAUGUUAUAAAAAGCUUACUAUGGUGUUUAAGUAAUAAAAUGUAUUAAUUUC
Molecule: messenger RNA, 1333 nt
Organism: Acyrthosiphon pisum (pea aphid)
Lineage: Eukaryota; Metazoa; Arthropoda; Insecta; Hemiptera; Aphididae
Exons: 9
Coding region: 676-1014 (112 amino acids)
Source: RefSeq, a predicted model, not a curated record